Gongylonema pulchrum is the source of this 417-nucleotide messenger RNA. The record is from the annotation of a GenBank genome assembly. Lineage: Eukaryota; Metazoa; Nematoda; Chromadorea; Rhabditida; Gongylonematidae.
CUGUUUGUUGGAAUUCAGGUGGCCAUAAUUGUUGUCCAGAUUUUGUGGUUCUCCGCUCGACGAGCGCAUGCAGCUGUAUUUGUUGCAUUCUGCUGGACACUGGCUUGUGCUGUCACUGGGGACUACAUUCCAUUUAGUGUGCUUGCUUGCCUUCAGGCUAUCACUAUCCCAGUGAUUAUCGCCGCUAAGGUGCUGCAAAUCCAUGCAAAUUAUCGGCAGAAGAGUACCGGUCAAUUGUCACUGAUCUCUGUAUCUCUACAAUUCAGUGGUUGUUUAGCGCGGAUAUUCACAUCGAUGAAGGAAACCGGUGAUCGGCUAGUAAUCAUCAACUAUGUCAUUGCUGCACUGUUGAAUGGAGUGAUUUUUGCUCAGUUCUUCCUGUACUGGAAGAGCACUGAGAAAAAGAAAUUGGCAUAA